AUGUUCUUUUCCUCGAGCUGCUCAGAUGCUUCUAUCCGUAGCGUAUUUACUAUCCGCAAAUCUGUCAGCAAACUCCGUUCUCAGUACAUGAAUUCCUCGGCUGUUGAUGAGCAUAUGAGUCUCAUAGGAAGCUCUAUACUGAUUUGCUAG
Molecule: messenger RNA, 150 nt
Organism: Histoplasma mississippiense
Lineage: Eukaryota; Fungi; Ascomycota; Eurotiomycetes; Onygenales; Ajellomycetaceae
Exons: 3
Coding region: 1-150 (49 amino acids)
Source: RefSeq, a predicted model, not a curated record